This is a messenger RNA of Pogoniulus pusillus (Red-fronted tinkerbird), 2440 nucleotides long. Its product is annotated as gastrula zinc finger protein XlCGF57.1-like. The annotation marks the transcript as partial. The transcript has a single exon. Lineage: Eukaryota; Metazoa; Chordata; Aves; Piciformes; Lybiidae. The record is from RefSeq and is a predicted model, not a curated record.
UGCGGCGACUGCGGCAAGAGCUUCCGGCACAGAAGCAACUUCAACAGGCACCGCCAGACCCACACCGGGGAGAAGCCCUUCCCCUGCUCCGACUGCGGCAAGAGAUUCAGUGAUAAGAGCUCCCUCACUGACCACCGCUGCAUCCACCCCAGGGAGAAGCUGUUCGCCUGCCCCGACUGCGGCAAGAGCUUCUGGAAUAGGAGGGGCCUCAGGGUGCACCGCCAGAUCCACACCGGCAAGAAGCCCUUCAGCUGCCCCUACUGCGGCCAGAGCUUCCGCAAUGGAUGCAGCCUCGAUGCCCACUGCCACAUCCACACCGGGGAGAGGCCUUUCACCUGCCCCGACUGUGGCAAGAGCUUCCGGCAGAAAAGCAACCUCAACAGGCACCGCAGGAACCACAGUGGAGAGAAGCCCUUCUCCUGCCCCGACUGUGGCCAGAGCUUCGCCCACAAGAGCUACCUCAUCGCCCACUGCCGCAUCCACACCGGUGAGAAGCCCUUCACCUGCCCCGACUGCGGCAAGAGCUUCACCAGCAAGAGCUACGUCACCGCCCACCGCCGCAUCCACACCGGCGAGAAGCCCUUCACCUGCCCCGACUGUGGCCAGAGCUUCCGGCACAACAGCAGCCUCAACAGGCACCGCCAGACCCACAGCAGCGAGAAGCCCUUCAGCUGCGCCGACUGCGGCAAGAGCUACCGCCACAAGAGCAACCUUGACGCCCACCUCAUCACUCACGUGGGCAAGAAGCUCUUCCCCUGCCCUGACUGCGGCAAGCGUUUCGGCCACCCCUCUGCGGUCUGCAUGCACCGCCGUAGGCACACCGGGGAGAAUCUGUUCCCCUGCACAGAGUGCAACAAGAGCUUCACCAACAGCUCCGGGCUCCUCUGGCACCGCCUCGUCCACACCGGCGAGAAGCCUUUUACCUGCCCUGACUGUGGAAAGAGCUUCCUGAAGAGAUGCAGCCUCAAGAGGCACCGCCAGAUCCACAGCAGCGAGAACCCCUUCCCCUGCCCCGACUGCAGCAAGAGCUUCAUCUACAAGAUCCAACUCGACAUCCACCGCCGCGUCCACACCGGCGAGAAGCCUUUCACCUGCCCUGACUGCGGCAAGCGCUUCGCCCGAAAGAGCUACCUCGCCAGGCACCUCCGCAUCCACACCAGCAAGAAGCCCUUCAGCUGCGCCGACUGCAGCAAGAGCUUCUACCACAAGAGCAGCCUCAACACCCACCGCAUCACUCACAUGGGCAAGAAGCUCUUCCCCUGCCCCGACUGCGGCAAGCGUUUCGGCCACCCCUCUGUGGUCCGCAUCCACCGCCGCAGGCACACCGGGGAGAAGAUGUUCCACUGCGCAGAGUGCAACAAGAGCUUUCCCAACAGCUACCAGCUCCUCCACCGCCGCCUCGUCCACAGCGGCAAGAAGCCUCUCACCUGCCCUGACUGUGGCAAGAGCUUCCAGAAGCGCGGCGCCCUCAUCGGCCACCGCCGGACCCACACCAGUAAGAAGCCCAUCCCCUGCCCCGACUGCGGCCAGAGCUUCAUCUACAAGAGCCUCCUCGACAUCCACCGCCGCGUCCACACCGGCGAGAAGCCUUUCACCUGCCCUGACUGUGGCCAGAGCUUCGCCCAAAAGAGCUACCUCGCCAGGCACCUCCGCACCCACACUGGCGAGAAGCCCUUCCCCUGCCCCGACUGUGGCAAGCGUUUCAUCAGCGCCUCUGCGGUCCGCAUCCACAGCCGCAUCCACACUGGCGAGAAGCCCUACCCCUGCCCCAGCUGUGGCAGAAGCUUCCGGUGGAACCACCAGCUGGCCAAGCACCAGUGCGCUCACACUGCAGAGCAGCCCACGCUGCAGGAGGGCCAGGGCAUGGGUGGUGCAGCAAGGCCGCUGCUGGGGUAAUGGCAGUGUGUUUAUUCCUCACCCCUGUAGGCCUGCUGCUCCAGGGCAGCCUCACUUCUCCCUCCGCCACCUGAGAUGAGCGUGGAGGAGUUUGUUGUGCAGGCCCCCAGGGCCUCAUCCUUAUCUGAGCUCUUUGGUGCUGCUGACUGGCAGUGGGGAUCUGCCUCUGUUGCCUGAGUCUGGAUCCUUUCCCCUCACUCCCUAAUUCCCAUAACUCCUCCUUUUGUUCUGAGGCUCAGGCAGGGCCCUUCACAGAGAGGUCACAACCACAGCACCUGAGGCACAGCUCACCCAGGGGAGCCAGGGGCAGAGGUUGUCUGCCUCCUCUCCCCAGAAGCCUGGGGAGAAUCCAGCCUCAGCAGCUGCCGAGACAGAGUUCCCUGGAAGCCCUUGCAUGAUAGAAUCAGGGGCAGAGAACUCCCAAGCUCACCCAGCCCAACCUAGCACCCAGCCCUGCCCAACCAACCAGACCAUGGCACUAAGUGCCCCAGCCAGGCUUGGCUUCAGCACCUCCAGCCACGGCCACUCCACCACCUCCCUGGGC